Gadus chalcogrammus (walleye pollock) is the source of this 5537-nucleotide messenger RNA. RefSeq names its product frizzled class receptor 4 (gene fzd4). NCBI's taxonomy places the organism in Eukaryota, Metazoa, Chordata, Actinopteri, Gadiformes, Gadidae. Gene Ontology annotation, biological process: retina vasculature morphogenesis in camera-type eye; canonical Wnt signaling pathway; non-canonical Wnt signaling pathway. The coding region runs from base 508 to 2148 and encodes 546 amino acids. The transcript is spliced from 6 exons. Gene Ontology annotation, cellular component: plasma membrane. Gene Ontology annotation, molecular function: Wnt-protein binding; Wnt receptor activity. The record is from RefSeq and is a predicted model, not a curated record.
AAACAAGUUGGACACACCAAUAGCUGAGUGCUCAAGGCGCGCGAGCAGUUCUAGCUGGAGCCCCUAAACAACGCUCAUACUGAGCGACGCGUGCCCCCCAAAAACGCAACUUUCUGACGGAAUUGAAAUGGGAAAACAUCACUGACGAGUGAAAGCGAAGGGAUUAUCAGAUGUCGCCGUGACAAACAGACGGCUCGUUUAUUAUCCGGUUAUUGUUAGUUAUUAGUGUGCGCGGGUUUCUUUGAGGAUUCGGGGUUCCGCUAUCCACUGGAUGUCCGGGAGUGGGAAAGUCCUCAAUACACUACGGCUGCGUUUCAAAGUGAGGUGGUGCACCGCAUCGGACCGUACUCUCCCCAUAGUGGCCGGGCUGCGGGCGGCGAGACUACCAGGAGGACCCUUAUAGCUGGACACACAGGCAGAUCCAAGGUUGAAAAUAGCUCCCGAUUUGUUUCGGGGAGUAUUUGUUUCCACGGGUCCCACCGACCGAGGGGACUUACGGGGACAACAAUGCAACCGGCUCGGGGAGCCGCUGCGAGGGGUCCCGGGACGCCGGAGGUGUUUUUGCUCACCCUGCUGCUACUCUUGUGCGGACUCCCGGGUCCACGGGGUGCCGUAGCGUUCGGCGACGAGGUGGAGGAGAUGACCUGCGACCCGAUACGGAUCGCCAUGUGCCAGGGUCUCGGUUACAACGUUACCAAAAUGCCCAAUCUGGUCGGCAACGUGCUGCAGUCGGACGCGGAGCUGCAGCUUACGACGUUCACGCCGCUCAUCCAGUACGGCUGCUCUAAUCAACUCAAGUUCUUCCUGUGCUCAGUGUACGUCCCCAUGUGCACGGACAAGGUGCCCAUCCCCAUUGGUCCGUGCGGUAGCAUGUGUCUGUCCGUCAAGCGCAAGUGCCUCCCCGUGCUGAACGAGUUCGGCUUCAUCUGGCCUGAGGUGCUGAACUGCAGCCUGUUCCCGCCACAGAACGACCACAACCACAUGUGCAUGGAGGGCCCCGGGGACGAGGACGUGCACCACCCGGCCCGGCCCCUGGCGCCCCAGGAGGAGGAGUGCCAGGCCCUGGGCACCGCCCCGGACCAGUACGCCUGGGUCCGUCGCAGCCACAGCUGUGCUCUACAGUGCGGCUACGACAGCGGCCUGUACCGCCGCGGCGCCAAGGUGUUCACCGACGCCUGGAUGGCGGCCUGGGCAGUCAUGUGCUUUCUGUCCACCACGCUCACCGUGCUCACCUUCCUGUUGGACUCGCAGCGCUUCUCCUACCCCGAGAGACCCAUCAUCUUCCUCUCCAUGUGCUGCAACCUGUACAGCGUGGCCUACCUGGUGCGGCUGACUCUGGGCCGGGAGCGGGUGUCCUGUGACCUGGAGGAAGCGGCGGUGCCCGUGCUGGUCCAGGAGGGGUUAAAGAGCACCGGCUGCGCUAUAGUCUUCCUCCUGCUCUACUUCUUUGGCAUGGCUUCAUCCCUCUGGUGGGUGAUCCUGACCCUGACCUGGUUCCUGGCGGCCGGCCUCAAGUGGGGCCACGAGGCCAUCGAGAUGCACAGCUCCUACUUCCACAUCGCCGCCUGGGCCAUCCCCGCAGUCAAGACCAUCGUCAUCCUCAUCAUGCGGCUGGUGGACGCCGACGACCUGACGGGGCUGUGCUACGUGGGCAACCUGCAGCAGGAGGCGCUCACGGGCUUCGUGGUGGCGCCGCUGGCCACCUACCUCCUCAUAGGCACCCUGUUCAUCUGCGCCGGCCUGGUGGCACUGUUCAAGAUCCGCUCCAACCUGCAGAAGGACGGCGCCAAGACGGACAAGCUGGAGCGUCUGAUGGUGAAGAUCGGCGUGUUCUCGGUGCUCUACACGGUGCCGGCCUCCGUGGUCAUCGGCUGCUACCUCUACCAGCUCUCCCACUGGGGGGAGUUCGGCUCGGCCGCGCGCGACUCCUACGUGGCCUCGGAGAUGCUGCGCAUCUUCAUGUCCCUGCUGGUGGGCAUCACCUCCGGCAUGUGGAUCUGGUCGGCCAAGACCCUGCACACCUGGCAGCGCUGCACGGCCCGCCUGCUGAGGGACGGCCGGGGGGCGGCCCGCGCCGGCAAGAGGGUCCCCGGGGCCGGGCCCGAGGGCUGGAUCAAACCGGGCAAGGGCAACGAGACGGUGGUGUGAGGACGGCUCCGGGGGAGGAGAGCGAGGGAGGUCGAAGUUUAGGAUGGGGAGACGUAAGAAGAGACACAGAGGACGGGGAGGGCGAUGGGAAAAUGGCUGCAAAAGGACCGCAACGUGGGCAUGGAAAAAUGCCCCCCACGCCCUGCAGCCCGACCGUCUCUGUGUCUCCGCCACGAGAGAGACUAGUACACACAGAGAGACACGGGAGCAGAGGAUGAUCAGGGAAGCUGAAGACGAUGCACUAUAUGACUUGAGGUGGGGGGGGGGGGUUCUUCAUCAAGAUGUCAGCUCUCUAAGAGCUUAUGCGUAUACUUUACUGGCUCCGGGGGCUCCCUUGAAGCCAAAGCACACCUCGCCUCUCGGUCUACACUGAAUAACGUCGUGGGGGUGUGGACGUUCAGCCCCGGGCCGGUUGAAGGCAGAGCUUGAAAGCGAUUUAUGAAGGCGACCAAAAGGAAAAAGAACAUAAAGGAACGGACUGGUUCGUCUAUAAAGUAGCACCACUAGCCUCUCUACCUCUGACAGACGUGAAACGCUCAGAGAUGGAGAAGCAAGCAAAACAAUGAAUGAGAGGGCAACGAGGGGGGAAGACGGUCGGAUGGAAUCAAACUGAUCUCAGACCGAGGUUCCCUCAAGUAAUAUAUAAAAACAUGUAUACCCAGAUCACCUUCUAUUCUUCCAUGCCGUUUUAUGAUGUCCAAAAUCCUAAAACAACUCAAAAAACAAUGUGGAGACAGACCAGGGAAAGAAUGUGAAAAGCCAGUCCAUAGCCAUUAUGCUAAUGCAUCACUUAGUCAUGUGGUGUGGGUUCGGUCAUUUGAGUGCCUUACCAGGUGUCACCGGGUCACCUGAUACUGAUAACCAGCACAAUAAGCAAUUACCACAGUGUACUGUAGGAGAGCCACAGGUAGUCCGUUUGAAUGGCCAUGCCCUAACGUGGAUGACCAACAAACCACACAUUCUGCAUUGCAUUGCAUACUUGCAUGUUUCCAGUCGGAAAUAGUUCAUUUUACAUGUUUUUUAUUUUUUUCAAGGAAAAACAAACGCCACCGAUCAGUGAUCCGGGCCCUUUUUAUUACUUUCUUUUACGUACAUUUUGAUGCAGUCCAACGCCACAUGAGGAAGCUCACGGCCGCCGCGAGCUCACAGCAUUGAGCAGCAGUGAACUGACCGGGACCCCAACUGGGCCUGGUUGAACAUCAUAGAGUGUAUGAAAUGAUUUCCUCAUCACCUAACACCAGGUCCGAGGGCAAUAAGACAAUCAUCUCCCAGGAAUGAGUCCAAAAUCACACUGCUUAGGUACUAAUUAAUCACCACUCCCCACACCCGCAAAUACAAACCAUAAACUCAGUGGGUUGCUUUUUGACAAAAUAGAAAAGUUAUAUUUUUAAACGCUUUACAUUUUAGGAUAGCAGGGAAACCUCAGAACCUCUCAUCUAACAAGUCUGUUUACUUUGCUGACUUCAUGACAUUAUUUGUUUGCCAAAUUUAGGUUUCACUUGCCAACUCGUAACACCCACGUUACCGAGGAUGCAUAAUAAUUUUGAUCAUUAGUCACAAGAGGCUGACAGUUAAUGGCACAACAUAUUGGACUCCGUCUUGGAACAAGAGUUUUCUUCUUAGUCUAUCUGCCUUUCUUUCUGCCUGUCCGCCCACUUGCCAGCCUAGCUUUCCUUCUGUCCAAAUCUAUUUAUUAACUGCUGUUGGUCUUAAUCUCUUGUGUGAUUUGCUGGCAGGGGCUGCAAUUCUAUUAUUUCUAUGUUUACCUUUCUACCCGUGCCAUGUUGACAGUAGUCACGAUUUACUUUUUUCUCCUACGUCACGAUCAGCGAUGCCGUCAUUUUACCAUGAGCAGAACAUUGCGGCUAUAGGUCCAUGUCAUGAUAGUUUUCCACAGUCCUUGCUCCUGUGUUCAAUCUCAGAUGUCAUCUCUCACGGGGCAUACAUUGUUUAGUCUGCAGGCGACAUGUUGCUAGGUGACAAAAAAACGAUUCUGACUCUAUUUUGCGAGACAAUCUAUUCUGCAAAGCUCUUUCUACUUUAUAUAUAUGUCCAUUUGUCUUUGAUGGUACUUUUUUUUUCCCCCAUUGUUUUUAUGACAAUGGCCACAGAAGGCUGCAUGUCCCAAACAUAGUAAAGAGAGGGGUUGGUUUUUAAGGUUAAAUAAUCAUUAAAUGAUCAAAAUUCUCUUUAAAAUCCCAUUUCUUUACAAAACCUUUCCAAUCAUGAAUGGACCAGGAUCUUGGCGCAUCAAAAGACAUUCACAAAGCAUAAUUCUUUGAACCCAGAACUAAAUAACAUCCGAUCCCAGCCAUCCAUCUGCCAAAUCAGUGCUGUUUCUCUUCUUGAUACGUCAUAAUGCUCAUCUCUGCCUGCUUGUAAUCACACGAUAACCUUUGGUUUGUAUGAAGUGCUUUUCAUUGGUCAUCAUGAUACGCUCUGUAAGGGUAUCUCAGCGACAUCAUGAUGUCAUAGAUGUAUUAUAAGAAGAAAUGCUUAUUUAUCUUUGUAAAAAAAAAAGGCAAAUGGCUUUAUUUGGAAAUUGUUUGUUAUUUAAAAUACACUUUUGUAUCAGAAGAAAUAAAUAAACCUUUUUGGUUUUUACUUUAAAACAACAUUUCUCUGGUGUGAAUGCGUUCGUGUGUGUCUGCAUGUGUCAGUGUGUGUGUCAGUGCGCGCAUUUAAUUGCUUAAAAAGGGGUUUGUACGUACGUUGAAUAAUACUGCCACCUAGAGUAAUGUAAGUAUAACGCCAGAAGCUGUUACUAUUUGUCACCCGAAGCCUUCAGGCAGACACUUUCAGAAGAGCAUGUGCUCAUAUACCUUCUAGGCCUCACUCCAUUUAUCCACAGCUAUUUUUAUUCAAUUAUAGGCAAUUGUAUUCAUAUAGCACUUAAUCAAAGUUACAGCCCCAAGGGGCUUUACAGGUCAUAUCUAGGACACCCCCUUACCCUAGCACCUAUAGGGCGAGAAUAAAUAGAAAUUUAGUACGGUUCAGGUGGGUGGUACCCUACACUAGCCAAAACGAAAGAAUCUGAAGUGUUUUGUUUUUUCAAGUAUGACGAAAGCAAGCACCUCGAACCAUGUGAAUGUAUAUUUAUUAUCGGUUUAAGUUUGAUCUUACAGUUAGAUAGAUAUUAGGCCCCCUCAACCACUGUUCUUUGGUUUUCAAGAUAAUUGUGAGCUAACAUAGUUGGGUUGAGUAGCUUCGCUUAAUGGAAGAAAUACAUCUGGUUUUAACCAGGUAUAAAUUCAGAGAUUUAUAUCAGACUAGAGUUUUCGUGCGCACGUUGCACGCGCUCAACCUCUAGUUGUAAUUAAACCCAUAACAAUAAUGUGGAAACCCCAGUCGAUAAUGUAAACAAUUCUGAGCGCAUUAGUAACUUGUGU